AUGGCCGAGUCUGAACUGUCAGAGAUCAAAGGACAGGCUAAGAUGAUAUUUCGCCGCUUGAAUCGCAACUCCGCACCCCAGGCCAGCAUUGAAUCGGGCCAAUAUAACCUCCACUACACGGUCCAGGAUGAUGUCUGCUUCCUCUGUAUCUGCGAUCGCUCCUACCCACGCAAGCUUGCUUUCACCUAUCUCGCUGAUCUGGCUUCCGAAUUCACCACCACCUACUCCCAAUCCCAAUACCUCUCCCCAAACCUCCGCCCCUAUGCCUUUGUCGAGUUUGAUACCUUUAUCCAGCGCACAAAGAAGUUGUAUCAAGACAGCCGAGCCUCCCAAAACCUGGACAAAUUGAACGACGAGCUGCGUGAUGUCACCAAGGUCAUGACCAAGAAUAUUGAGGACCUCCUGUACCGUGGAGACAGCCUGGAGCGCAUGGGCGAGCUUUCUGGUCGUCUGCGAGAAGACAGCAAGAAGUACCGGAAGGCUGCAGUGCGCAUCAAUUGGGAAUUGUUGGUGAAGCAGGUGAGAUGA
Molecule: messenger RNA, 528 nt
Organism: Penicillium macrosclerotiorum
Lineage: Eukaryota; Fungi; Ascomycota; Eurotiomycetes; Eurotiales; Aspergillaceae
Product: SNAP receptor SEC22
Exons: 3
Coding region: 1-528 (175 amino acids)
Biological process (GO): endoplasmic reticulum to Golgi vesicle-mediated transport; vesicle fusion with Golgi apparatus; retrograde vesicle-mediated transport, Golgi to endoplasmic reticulum
Cellular component (GO): endoplasmic reticulum-Golgi intermediate compartment; SNARE complex; endoplasmic reticulum membrane
Molecular function (GO): SNAP receptor activity
Source: RefSeq, a predicted model, not a curated record